Molecule: messenger RNA, 1074 nt
Organism: Striga asiatica
Lineage: Eukaryota; Viridiplantae; Streptophyta; Magnoliopsida; Lamiales; Orobanchaceae
Source: the annotation of a GenBank genome assembly
AUGAACAACCGCGGGGAGAGUGGAAGAAUAGGAAAAGAAGAGAAAGGCAGGCUAACUAAUCCAUCGCCAAAAUCAGAGAAACAUCAGUUCAUCGAGAGAUUCAGCCCCGAUUCACAUAGAUCCGUCGCGAGAGAACAUAAUUCAUCUCGAGAUUCAACCCCGAUUCAUAGAUUCGUCGCGAGAGAACAGAAUCCAUCGCCCGCAUUUGGGAAAAUUCUUAACUCCGUCGCGAGAGAACAGAAUCCAUCGCCCGAAAUUCUUAACCAUUUCAUCGGCCGAUUUCACAGAAUUAGGGCAGCACUUAUUACUGCUACUGGCACUACUUCAACCACUAAGAAAUUUGGAAAAUUUGGAAGACCAAGUAGACUGAAGUAUGAAGAUCAAAUAUGUGACAAAUGUGGAAUGAAACUUGCAGUUAGGAUUGCUGGCUCCCUAAGUCCAAAUUUUCAGAAACUCUAUUACUCUUGUGAGAGAGAUGGUGGAUUUAUGGGUUGGGCUAAUUCAAUAAAUGAAGACGAAGUAAGCAUAAGGGAAGAAGUUAGCACAAGCGAGAAAACUAUAGUGGAUCGUGAGAGCUACAAAGAUGAGAUGAUCUUCAUCCACGAGCAUCCUCUCAUGCUCGUCUGUGUCAGUCGGCUGGCGGGACGAUCCGGGUCGAUCAGUAGUAGGGACACUCUGCCCAAGCCGCUGAAAGUAAGACGUGAAGGCCUGACGACUCAUAUAUGGCUGGGCUGUGGUCCGGGUCUUGAUGAGGUCGGCAUUUUUGAGCUCGGCGAAGUUGAUGCAUCGCAUCGUAGACUUGUCCUCGUGAUAGAUGAUGUCGUGAAGGUUGUACGGCUCUGGGUCGACUCCGAAAUGGCGGGCGAGUGCGGUGACAAAGUGCCCCAAUGCCGGAACGCCACGUCGGCUGAGUGCCACUUCCUGAAGAGAGUUCUGGAAGAAGGUCAUGGAGCAUACUCGCACGCCCGCCCGCAUCGCCCAGAGGAGGAAAAGCUCGGUCUCGCUUAUCUUGUUCGCCUCCUUCUUCCCGGUGAUGUUGUAGCCGAUGAACCGGUGGACCACGGCCGUAGCUAA